UGCCCUUUAGCGUCCAGGGCCUGCGUCAGAGUUCCAGAGCCUGCCAUCACACGUACUGUGCGGGGUCCUGGGUGUGAGGACGCAGGGCAAAUGGUGAGCGGGGAUCCAAGAGACAAUGAAGGAAUCGCCCAGGCCUCUCCCUGGCUGACCAGGCAAGCCAUAGCCAGCCUCAGAGACCUUCUCUGAAUGGGAAGGAAAAGAGAAACAUCAAUGCAAGAAAGAAGCAUCAAUUCUAAAUCUGGACUGGGGAUCAUAGGUGUCCAGACUAUGGGUCACACACACCCAUGCCUGAAUCAGGGAUUGAACCCACAACUCGGGGCCAGUUUCUCAUCAGUGGUGCAUGGGAAGUGUCUUCGGCCCCAGGGGCAUGACCCAAAGGCAGGACUAACUGCCAGAAGCCUUGCUUUCAGGAUGCUGUUGGGGUUGACUAAAGAGGGCAAGAUGUGGCUCGGAGUCCUGCUGACAAUUCUGCUCAGUUCAAGCCUUGAGGCUCAAGAAAACUCUUUCACCAUCAACAGCGUCUACAUGGUGAUCCUGCCAGGGGAGGAAGUGAAAAAUGGGGAGAAUCUGACCCUGCAGUGCAUUGUGGACAUCAGCACCACUUCUCAUGUCCAGCCUCAGCACUGGGUGCAAUUCUACAAGGAUGACGUGCUGUUUCACAAUGUCUCCUCCGUGGAGAGGGUGGAGAGUUAUUUCAUCCCUCAAGCCCGGGUCUACAAUUCAGGGACGUACAAAUGCACUGUGAUUCUGAACAACAAGAGGAAAGAGACAUUGGAUUAUGAGGUGGUGGUGAGAGGAGUGUCCAAGCCCAGAGUGACACUGGACAAGAAGGAGGCAGUGGAAGGCGGGGUUGUGACGGUCAAUUGCUCUGUUCCAGAGGAAAAGGCCCCAGUACAUUUCACAGUUGAAAAAUUUGAACUAGAUAAAAAAGUUACCAGGCAAAAAAAAAAAAAGUCUGAGAACCAGAAUUUUAUGAUCCAGGAAUUCACAGUGGAGGAACAGGACCGUGUGAUUUAUUUCCUAUGCACAGCAAACAUCUUUUCUGGGACACACAUGGAGACCUCUGAAGCAACCAAGAGUGACCUGGUCACCGUGAGAGAAUCCUUCUCUAAUCCCAAGUUCCACAUCGUCCCUCAGGGGAUGAUCAUGGAAGGAGAGAAGAUGGACAUUACAUGCACCAUUCAGGUGUCACCCACGCCCACUGCAUUUCCGGAAAUCAUAAUCCAGAAGGACAAGAAUAUUGUGGCGCAUAGUAGCCAGAGCAAUAGGGCUACCUACUCACUAAUGGCCACAGUGGAGCAGAGUGGCAACUACACGUGCAAAGUGGAAACCAGCCAGAUAUCCAAGAUCAGCAGCAUCAUGGUCAACGUAACAGAGCUAUUUUCCAAACCAAAGCUGGAAUCUUCCGCCACACGUCUGGACCAGGGUGAAAAUCUGGACCUGUGGUGCUCCAUCCCAGGAGCACCCGAAGCCAACUUCACUAUCCAGAAGGGUGACAGGACCAUAUCGUUGUCUCAAAAUUUCACCAUGAAAGCCUCCCAGUGGGACAGCGGGGCAUAUACCUGCGUCGCAGGCAUCGGCAAGGUGCUCAAGAAAAGCAACACAGUCUGGAUAACCGUGUGUGAAAUGCUCUCGAAGCCCAGGAUUUUUUAUGACUCCAAGUCUGAGGUGAUAAAAGGACAGACCAUAGAAGUCAAAUGCCAAUCCAUAAAUGGAACCUCACCUGUUUCGUAUCGCCUUCUAAAGAGAAAUAACAUUUUGAAGAGUCACAACGUAAGCUCAAAUGAGCCUGCAGUAUUCAAAGAUAACCCCACGGAAGAUACCGAAUACCAGUGCAUCGCACAUAAUUGCCAUUCCCGCCCUGAAAUAUUCAGUGACCUUCUGUCGAUCAAGGUGAUAGUCCCAGUGGAUGAGGUCAAGAUAUCUAUCUUGAAUGAUAAGACAGUGGAGUCUGGGGAAGAAUUGGUGCUUCGAUGCUUCACAAACAAAGCAUCUGGUCCAAUCACCUACAAGUUUUACAGAGAAAAGGAGGUCAAGCCCUUCUAUGAAAUCCUCUUAAAUGACACCCAGGCCAUUUGGCACGUGACACAGGCUAGCAUGGAACAGGAUGGACAGUACUACUGCACAGCCUCCAACAGAGCCAACCGUGCCAGAACGGCCCCCCAAAGCACCAUAUUGACAGUCAGAGUCUUUCUUGCCCCAUGGAAGAAAGGACUUAUUGCGGUGGUUGUCAUCGUAGUGAUAAUUGCCAUCUUGAUACUUGGGGCCAGAUGCUAUUUUCUGAAGAAAGCCAAGGCCAAGCAGAUGCCAGUGGAAAUGUCCAGGCCGGCAGUACCACUUCUAACCUCCAACAACGAGAAGAUGUCAGAUUCUAGUACCGAAGCCAACAGACCUUACGAUUACAGUGAAGAUAUUGGAAACCAUGCCAUGAAACCAAUAAGUGACAAUAAAGAGCCUCUGACCUUGGACGUGGAGUACACAGAAGUGGAGGUGACUGCACUUAAGCCGCAUGAAGGUCUGGGAAGGAAGAGCACGGAGACAGUAUACACUGAAAUCCGGAAAGCUAACCCUGGCUGGCAGCCUCCAAGGUCUCAGGCCCAGUCUGACCCACAGAAUCAGAAUCUCCAGAAUCUGAACUCUAACAAGUUCUCAGAUGUUUCUGAUGCUGACACCAUUUGAAUAGACAGAUUUCAUGGAAAACAGAUACUCUAGAACAGAAGGUUCCCUAAAUGGAAUUUAGGACCGCAGGAGUGGACACUCGUCCGCAGGAGGACAGCCACAUUCCAAGAAGAGCAGAUGAUUCCCAAUUCCAAGAGCUCUGUGCACUUAUUUCUGAACCUGCCCUGCUCCCACUGAACACAGCAAUUCCUCAGGCCAAGUCACCAGUUCUUAAAGCCACCUUGCUACAUUUAUGUUGGGUAUAAGGAGAUACAGAGGGGCUGGUUAUUCCCCACACCGCCACCCGCUCACCAAGCUGGAGCAUCGCUGGGAGUAGAAAGCAGGAGAAGGAGGUUCAGAGUCAGCAGGCCUUCGGGAUAUUUUGAAACUUGAAUAUUUCAUCUUAUACAGAGAUAAAGAACUUGUCCACGUACCUUCAUACACAGAAACCUGUGUGGGUUUUUUUCUGUUUGUUUGAUUUUUUUUUUUUUUUAAAUAGUUGAUCAUGUCUAGCAAAUGGCCUAGCUUAGGGGCUAGUGCUUUUUUUUCCCUCUAUGUCUUUGGUCCUUCAAAGGCCUAUAGUUCUGGGUAGUCCUUGUUCCUUGGAAGUGCAUAGCACUGACUAGACAGCUGCACCCUGUCCCCUCUACGACCUUGCCUGGCACAAAUGGGAAAACAAAGCUGCUUGGGAGCAACCCCAUUGAUAUGUCAACUUGAAGACAAGUUUCAUUCUGGGCAAUGCACAAAAUAGAAAAUGGAGUUGGACAGCACAGAUGUUUGCUGUUUUUCUAUACUUUUUCUUUUCCUCUACCACGCUGAAGGCUGAACAGCAGGAAGAUGGUUGCCUACAGCAAAUACUAUUUUUAAUAGAAAAAAAUGAAAUGCAUAUUUUUCUUACUAAUUUUUUUUAUUUAUUCCUUGCUAAAGAAAUGGCCUCCUGAGGUCUUAAUGAUGUUUCUGAUAGUGUCUUGAGUGGGUGGGUGAGAGCUGUGGCCACUUCCAGUGGAAUUUCCCUAGUGGACACACUUACCCGAGACCGCUCGGCGCCACCGCAGUGACGCAGCUGCCAGCUCCCUGACAGGUGUUGUAUUAAAUAAAUUUGAUCUUUACUCUUCACAGACCUGUGAAAUGUCAUCUUACAAGAGGCCACAUGCACAUAGGAUAUCUGUCGUGCUCAAGGACUUCUCGGGCCGGCCGAAGUCACAGAGGGAACCAAACAGGUCCCAUCAGCAGACUGGGUCAUAAACAGGCCACAGGCCUCUGUGCCCUUCACUGGAGUCGGGCCCAGAGGUAGCCUGAGUCUCAGACACUGAGCUAUUAACACCCCACUGGUUGGUGCUUCAGGGUUUGCUGCCCGACUGAAGAUGCCAAAGUUGUCUGUCCUUGGCAGGCAGGGCUGCCAGAUUGAGCAAAAAACAACCACCCCUUCCCAAGCCCAGGGUACCCAGUUAAAUUUGAAUUCCAAAUCAACAAAUUAUUGAGUAUAAGUAUGUCCCAUGUAAUGUUUGGUACAUACUUACAUUAUAAAAGUAUUCGUGAAUCUGAAAUUUGAACUUCACUGGGAUCUUAUAUUUUAUCUGGCAACCCUACCGGUAAAGCACCCUCCUACCCCUUGGGAUCCAUGCGCCCCAGCGGCCUCAGACCAGACCUCACUGCCUGGCGGGCCUGGUCCCCCAUCAGAGCGCCACCCCGCUGGGCCCAACGGCAGAGGGAGAUCUGAGUGCACCCUGGCUCUGCCAGAUCCCAGACACAGAAGCCUGAUCUUCAGAGCUUCAGGUUCUUUAUCUCAACACUGAGAUUAAAUGAACAGUUCUUAACACUGAUAGGGAUUACACUUCUUUGAAAAUACGAUGAAAACUACAGAUGUACACACACACACAAAGUUGUAACACACACAAAGUUGUAUUACGAAAACGUUAUACAGUUUCCCAGUUUUCAGGACCGGAACGGGAGGCAG
Molecule: messenger RNA, 4615 nt
Organism: Pteronotus mesoamericanus
Lineage: Eukaryota; Metazoa; Chordata; Mammalia; Chiroptera; Mormoopidae
Gene: PECAM1
Product: platelet and endothelial cell adhesion molecule 1
Exons: 19
Coding region: 187-2679 (830 amino acids)
Biological process (GO): cell surface receptor signaling pathway
Cellular component (GO): plasma membrane
Molecular function (GO): transmembrane signaling receptor activity
Source: RefSeq, a predicted model, not a curated record